Messenger RNA from Amoebophrya sp. A25, 2806 nucleotides. Lineage: Eukaryota; Dinophyceae; Syndiniales; Amoebophryaceae. The record is from the annotation of a GenBank genome assembly.
AAAUAGAGCCAUCUACCUCGAUAUUGCUUAUUGAAGAUGUAUCAAAAAAUUCGAAGGAAACGACGACUGGCUUUAUGCCUUUGAAAGACGUUUCCUCGACAACAUCAUCGCAUACCCUGAAUUUUGCGCAAGAAAUCGGUCGCAUUCAUGAGCAACAGGAUCAGGGAUCUGACAAGGACGGAGAGUCUGAUGAUGAUUUCUUUUCGACCGAAGAGCGCGCAAAAGACGCACAGCUGGUGAGUCUGUUCUCAGCCGGGGAGAGGACAAAGAAACAACCCACUAGCAGAAUCACGGAAAAGCCGUUGAUCGCUGAAGUUUCAUCUUCAAUCCGUCCUGUGGCAACACACUUUUCGCGGCCAACACCGCUGAUCACCGAAAUUGCAUCUUCGUCUACGUCCAAAGCUCCUGCUCCAGCAAGACAAAAGGAGAUGGCGCUCAGCGACUACCGCCACCUGCGUGAAUGCAUGGAAGAAGUGGAGAAGAGUUUAGAGGGUGAAGCUACGUGUCACUCCGAUGAGCAGCAGAUUGAUAUGAAGCACCUCCUAGAAAGCACGAUUGCACUAUUGCGAAAAGAAGCCAAUGCUGCUAGACAAAAACUUCAACAGAGUCUUUGUGGAGGUGAGUCGUGUCGUCAACUGGGAUCAGGUGGGGGUAAUCGUAGUGGAUCGCUCUGCGGAGGUACAAAUAACCGUACCAAAAACGGGCUCACUGUCACUCCUGCGAUCGAAGCUCCUUCGGCUCCAUGGAUAGUCGAAGUAGACGGUAAGGAAAAUCGGGAUAGCACCUCUGGCGCUGCAGAUUAUACCUCGACCUACGUUUACACAGUGCAAACCGCUUCUCCGUACGUUUUAGAAGUUCACGACAGACCAGAGACGAGGACUCUCGAUACUAGAGUAAGACGGGAGCCUUCUUCAAGUUGUAAAACUGAGGACCUUGCGCGGUCUCUAUUGAGUGUUAGCAACGUCACGAACCGUUUUCCGGAGACCUCUGGAGUAUAUGGUGUGGCACAGGCGAUCCUUGGUGGUGGAAAUUCUCAUGAUGAGGUAGCGAUUCGUCAACAGCUUCCAGGUAUCGCGCUACGAGAAUUCGCUACUGAGGGUCAGCAGAGUGUGUGGCUUGGUUUGUCGAAUCAGUUACUCCAGGUAGACCUGACUCUGUGGCCCUAUCAGGCUGGGAGCACUGAUUUCUCACGGUUUUUGCCAGAUUAUGAGGCCAGAGAUGACGCAUUCUCUGCCGGGUCCGGUGGUCACGGAGGACGUCUCCGCAAAACAAGGUCCUUCGAUCUAGAACACGACUAUCUCAAUGCUAUGGAGCGACUUCGACACCUCGCUAUUGCUGAAAUCCCUGGCAACCUGGGGCUUCUCUUUGAGGUUCUUGAGCAACGAAUGCCAUUCGGUGGUGCGGAGCUGCUGCAGAUCAUUGUCUUAAAAGCUCGCUUAGCUGUUGGGGGUGAAGGACAGAAUUCCCAGCUCUUGUGUGGAGUUCUGCUUUCCUCGUACAUUCGGCCUCUUGGGACGCUGCUUGGAAAGUACCUAGUUCCUGCACUAGCAACCGCUGCAUCGGGAAGUACCGCUGCAGUUGAGGACGGAAGUCAGAGGAGAGGACCUCAACAAGCUCAGCCCUAUAUCAUGAACCUGAAGAAGAAACAGGAAGAACAAGCAAAUGCAAAAGGUACAACUAGUAGUUGUACAAGAAAGAAGAGUUCUAAUACAUCUGCGAAAGACUCCGGAGAGUUAGAUCUAGAAGCUUUGUUAGCUGCUGAAGGUAUCGGGAUUGGCGUCAAGGACUACUCUUCGAACUCGGCUUGUACUAGUACCACUUCUCAAGCUUCCGCACGUGACUACUUUGAGAAGGACGAAGCUAGAAAAUUUUUCGCAUCUUCAUCCUCUCGGUCUUCUUCUGUUGCCACUGCGACAACUCACAUUGCCUGCAAGACCUCCGUUCAAACUCUAAGGCAGACGCCUUAUCACGACACAUCCUCUUCAAUCUCACCAGCCGUCCUCGUUGCGUAUUACCACGCACUCGCCACGCUUCUAUCGUUAGGAGGUCGCCUCGCACCAGCAGACGACAUGCUCAAAAUGGCUGAGAUCUGCGUAGACCUCUGUGACUUCCUAAACAACGAUGCGGAAGUGCGCAUGGCCUCUCUGGAGCUCGUGUUAGCUUGUUUAGAGCAGUUCAAAGGUGCUACUUCUACUUCGACGUUCUGCCGUUGGCUACUGAACUUCGAAGUGGCUCGCAGUGUGGAGGGAAAUUUUAGUGUUUCCCGCUCUGUCGCCAGGCCUAGCUGCAGUGCUUUGACGAGUCAAACUUUGCUCAGACCACAGUCCUCUAGUACGUCUUGUUCAAAUAAAAAAUCCACUUCUACUAGCCUCUCCGUCAGCCACGCUUCUGUAUCAAUUUCAACAACUACUAUGAAUAGCUCCGUCUUAGGGAGUUGUCAAAGUGGUGGGGCGGAGGAAGCUAUAGCGAGAUGGUACCAUGAGACGACAGCCCGGUCGGCGAGUGCACUGCAGCAGAAUUUCUUCUACCUCAUGUCCACUACAGACCCCAACUCAGAGUGCAGGGAGAAGGCUGCGAUCAUCUUGCAUGCUAUAUGUUGUAUGGAUUGAUCCUAAUAAAUAGUUUGCAGCUGGUCCACUCGUUAAACACCGUCUACUUAGUCCAUUCAUCAUCACUAUCAGGAUGAUGUUGGAAAGACUUUUCAACUACAGCCCCUGUGCAGCUUCAGGACUGUUCUCGCGCACUCUGCUCCUUUAUUCCUUUUCUCCCUAAACACAACUGAUACACCAAGUCGACUUUCCUACAU